Molecule: messenger RNA, 1971 nt
Organism: Alternaria viburni
Lineage: Eukaryota; Fungi; Ascomycota; Dothideomycetes; Pleosporales; Pleosporaceae
Exons: 1
Coding region: 1-1971 (656 amino acids)
Source: RefSeq, a predicted model, not a curated record
AUGCUUGGGACCUCCGGCGAUGGCUUAAUCACCAAGCUCACCUCGUACCUCACAACCGAUAAAGAGGCAGCCCUCAACACUCCUCCUUAUACACCUGACCAGGAGCGCCAACCCCACUUUGCUUUCGCAACAACAACGCCGCAUGAUGCCGAGACAACGAGCAACGAUCGAACUGACACGUCAGCGAGUCAGCCCUCGAAGGCGGGUUCUAGGCGGUCGCUGAAACGAUCCGCGAGCGAACUGGUUAUACCGAGCCAAGAACGGAAUGAGCGCUUGACUGCGAUUGCCGCGUUGGAGGCGGUGCGCUCGAAGGAGGAUGGGCGCCAUACAACCCGUCCGAUCCCAUCUCCGACACGUAGCCAGCUACGGCCUCCACGACCCGGCUCUCAGCGCUCCAUCAGCAACUCCAGAUACGAACUAAAAUCUCAGUACCACGAUCCAAACAUUUCAUCUGCUAGCCUUCAGAAGCAACUCGUCGAGCAGACAAAGUCCAUGGCCAAGCGAUCUCAAACACCCGAGCCGAAUAAGAACCAGAUCAAGAAGGGUGCAAGGCCAAGUCCCAUCAGGUCCACUGCUGUGCGUUCAAAGUCAGAGCCAGACCCAGCAAGAGCGUUUGCAAACCCAAAGACGCGCCAUGGGAACGCGAAACUGAAGCCAUGUAUAAAGAAGAAGGCGAAGAGUACCACAACCACACCACCGACCGGAUUGCAACAAGAAAGCAUCAACGCCGAGCUCAAGACCUUGCGCCGCGUGAAGACUGUCGAUUUCGAAGAAAGUGGUUCGAAGCAAUCGAUUACGUUACCCCCGGCACCCAUCACGGAAGAAGUCUCGACUCGGAUUCUAGCAAGUGAUACCGGAGAGAGGUUCAGGUCGGCCAGCAAUCAUACAGAACUCGCCAAGUCAUGCCCAUCAUGCCCGAACACGAUGAACAUAGCGAAGAGCGCUGCAGCAGAGCCAGCUACUACACGGACAGACGUACAUGUCAUCGCCAUAGCUCCCUCGUGGGACGCGCAAGGACUCACCCAUGAUGACAGCGCUGACCCAGCAACACCUACAAUGCAAAUCAUCGAGACAAAGAGUGGCAGCUAUGAGGUCAUCUGGGACAAUGUGCCAGAAGAGCAUACCAUCAGGACACGGGGACGACGAAGCUCGUCAGCAAGUCAUGCCUUGGAAACUGCCAGCCCGAGCGCCAAACGUGGUGGCCUUGACCGAGUCAACUCGAAGCUCGCAGGAUGGUCGGGAACCUGGAAUAGCCCGUCAGACAGCUUCAAGCCCACCAUUGUGGUGUUCCCUGAUGAUGAUGGUCGAGCCACUCGCUAUGACUGCGCAGUGGACGACGACGAAGACCUGGCAGCAACAGUACCUCCAAAUAGCCGUAUCACAAGCGGAGCGCAUUCUAGCGUCUCAUCACGUCCCGUAAGCGCGCCUCUGACCAGGAGCGUGUCGUGUGAGGAAAUAUCACUUCAGCACGCCCUACAGGUGACGCCGCCGCACGCUCCAGGAGCAGGAUCACCACCCUCCGAGCACACUCUUGUCGUGCCCAAUGUCGAGAUCCCGCAUACCAGAGGAAGAAACACCAAGCCAUCGCCAAUGAUCCGAAAGCUCUCGAAUCUCGAAGAAGCAGACACCAAAUUUCGCGACCAUCGCGAUUCUGUUACGAUCGCGCACUCUCGUAUUGUGCAUUCGGGUGGUGUGUCGCCUGAACUGUUUGCUCAUAGGGAUUCUGUUUCGCUGGGAAAGAAGCGCAUGCACGCGCGUAACCAUGCCGCAUCAGCAGCACGGUCGUCAUCGAGCAGGAAAGAGUUGUCUGUUGAGGCACUCGGUCUCUUCACUGAAGAGGAUAUUUCAACGGUGACGUUGCCGACCGUCAAGGAGCAUGCCGCACAAGCGCUUAGAAACAGCAGCGAACCUUCCAUCCUUCACCCGCCGCAGCAGACUCCUAGUAAACGCCACAUACGGAUAGUGGAGUGA